GACUGUGCUGGUGUAGUUGGUUAAAAUGUGGAGAUAUGUGUCGUUGCUUUGUCGUGUAAUAUUUGUACCAUUCUGUAUCAAUGUGCAAGCCAUAUUUAUAUGUAAUUCUUUUAGACGGAUAAAUGAAAUUGUUUUUCGAUCUUUUAGGGUAUUAGGGGAUUUUAAAAUUGUGAUUUACAUGCCUGAAUAUAGUAAAAUGUAGUAAUAAAAGGUGCACUCUGUAAUUUUUUGUUUUGUUUUGCAUGUUGUCUUGUACUUACACUGACACCUUGUGGAGUGGAUGCAGCACCAUUCAAAUGCAAUAGUUUUUAUUUACUGGUGCCAUCAUAGAAAUUCAGUUUACUUGUUUUCGUUGACAUCUCCAAGAUGAAUUUGUGUGCAGUGAACAAAGGCAUAAUUUAAAGGUGCGCUCAUUAGACUUGUGUCCAUGUAGCCUUGGAUUUACAGUGACACCAAGCAGCGUAGAUCAUUGAAACGCAAUAGCUAUCAGUUAAAAUGCCAUACUAUUCACAGUCAGCCAUGAUUAAUUCAAUCCAUUAGUGAAAGUUUCCAAAAAACAGGGUGGUAACUAAGAUUAAGCAGUAAGUAUUCGACUUGUCAUGUGAUCCAAACAUGGCAGCCCCCAUGAUGGGACCCUCUUCAUGUAGAAUAAACCCGCUUUUAUAAGGUUACUGAAAUGACUGGAGUCUUCAUCUCACAAGUCAAAAUGAACCAAGAGAAAUUAGCUAAACUACAAGCCCAGGUCCGAAUAGGGGGCAAGGGCACAGCACGUAGAAAGAAGAAGGUGGUGCACAGAACAGCAACAGCUGAUGAUAAGAAACUCCAGAGUUCAUUAAAGAAACUUGCAGUUAAUAACAUAGCUGGCAUUGAAGAGGUGAAUAUGAUUAAAGAUGAUGGCACAGUCAUUCACUUCAAUAACCCCAAAGUGCAGGCGUCUCUCUCUGCCAAUACCUUUGCCAUCACGGGCCACGCAGAGACCAAGCAGCUCACAGAAAUGCUUCCAGGAAUCCUCAGUCAACUCGGUGCGGACAGUCUCACGAGUCUGCGCAAACUCGCUGAGCAGUUCCCCAGACAAGUUCUCGACAACAAAGCUCCAAAAGCCGAAGAUAUUGAUGAAGAAGAUGAUGAUGUGCCAGAUCUUGUAGAGAACUUUGACGAGGCAUCAAAGAACGAGGCGAACUGAUCAUUGGACCUUCAGUAAUUGCUGUUCAGGAUGAAGACACUUGCAGUAUUUUUAAACUAGAGUGACAGACAUAUCAUUUCAACACUAUCCAGCAAACCAGAGACUUUUAUAUCAUGAAUUGGCUGUCCAGAUCCUUUUCAGACCAUUCUCCUGCACUUAUACAGAAAGACAGAUGUUACAAGCUUAAUGGGUAUAAGUCUUAACCACAAUACUAGUUGAUCAUUUGACUGCUGUGGCUAUGAAAAAUAGUCUUAAUUAUUUUGUCCUGUUAAUUAAAGAUAAACAAAACUUU
Messenger RNA from Myxocyprinus asiaticus (Chinese sucker), 1475 nucleotides. RefSeq names its product transcription factor BTF3 homolog 4. The transcript has 6 exons. The record is from RefSeq and is a predicted model, not a curated record. Bases 677 to 1183 code for a protein of 168 amino acids. NCBI's taxonomy places the organism in Eukaryota, Metazoa, Chordata, Actinopteri, Cypriniformes, Catostomidae.